GACGUCAGAAAAUUAGUCAUCUUUGUUCUAAACUGGCUGUGUAUAAAUCAAACAAAUCAAUUAAUACUCUCUAAUUAAUUUAUUACUAUCUUUUUAAUAAUUAUUUUAUAAAAGCCAAUAAGAUGAAUCGUUUGUUUGGCCGAGGAAAGGAAAAGGUGCCCCCACCCAACAUUAAUGACUGCAUCAAGGGGGUUGAUGAACGCGCAGCUAACAUUGAGGAAAAAGUUAAUAAAUUGGAAAAUGAACUGCGUAAAUAUCGUGAACAAAUGUCCAAGAUGCGUGAGGGACCGGCCAAGAAUUCUGUCAAACAAAAGGCAAUGCGUGUGCUGAAACAGAAGAAGGCCUAUGAACAACAAGUUGAAGCCUUGCGCAAUCAAUCGUUCAACAUGGAACAGGCCAAUUAUGCUGCACAAUCCUUGAAGGAUACCCAGGCCACUGUGGUGGCCAUGAAGGCUGGUGUCAAGCAAAUGCAAAAGGAAUUCAAGAAAAUCAAUAUUGAGGAGAUUGAAGAUAUCCAUGAUGAUAUGGCCGAUAUGUUGGAACAAGCCGAUGACGUGCAAGAGGUCAUGGGUCGUACUUAUGGCAUGCCCGAGGUUGAUGAUGAUGAACUGGAAGCUGAAUUGGCUGCUUUGGGAGAUGAAAUUGCCCUAGAUGAUGAUACUAGCUAUUUGGAUGAUGUUGUCAAAGCACCUUCCGCUCCCGAUCGUGAGCCGGGAGCUGAUAGUCUGGUACCGGGUAAUAAGAGCGGCAUCGAAACGGACGAAUUUGGUCUGCCCAAAGUACCUACCUCGGUGAAAACAUAAUUAUUGCGAUCUUUUUGUUUUUAAAUGUGUAAUGUAAUGUAUUAAGAAUUAUUUGAUGUAACCUCUAGUGUAUCGCUUUUAUAACAAACAAAAAGAUGUUCUAGUGUUUAGAAAUGACAGCACUUUUUAAUUGCUAUAUUUUGGCUUUAACCCGAUGAAUUGUUUAUAUUUAAGUUGGAAUUUACUUUUAUAUAAUAAAAAAAAUCACUCAGAAAA
Molecule: messenger RNA, 1019 nt
Organism: Musca domestica (house fly)
Lineage: Eukaryota; Metazoa; Arthropoda; Insecta; Diptera; Muscidae
Gene: Vps60
Product: charged multivesicular body protein 5
Exons: 4
Coding region: 123-803 (226 amino acids)
Biological process (GO): vesicle budding from membrane; late endosome to vacuole transport via multivesicular body sorting pathway
Cellular component (GO): multivesicular body
Source: RefSeq, a predicted model, not a curated record